AUGGCCGAGGCCAGGAAGCGGCGGGAGCUGCUCCCCCUGAUCUACCAGCAUCUGCUGCAGGCGGGCUUUGUGCGCGCGGCGCGGGAAGUGAAGGAGCAGAGCUGCCAGAAAAGUUUCCCAGCUCAGCCUGUAACCCUGCUGGACAUCUAUACGCACUGGCAACAAACCUCGGAGGUUGGCCAGAAGCGGAAGGCCGAGGAAGAUGCAGCACUGCAGGCAAAGAAGGCCCGGGUGUCAGACCCCAUUAGCACCUCGGAGAGCUCAGAAGAGGAGGAGGAGGAGGCAGCAGCUAAAACCGCCAAAGCUGCUCCAAAACUAGCGUCCACCAACUCCUCAGUCGUGGGGGCGGUUUUGCCAUCAAGCAUGAAAGAAAAAGCCAUGGCAGAGACCAAGAAAGGCAACAAGACUGUGAACUCCACUCCUCAACCUGCCCUUGGAACCACGGCCAAGCCUGGAUUGGCAUCAGCAGGCCAGGGCGACAGCUCCAGCGAGGAGACCUCCAGCUCGAGCAGUGAGUCGGAAGUGGAGGUGAAAACCCCCCUGGUCAAAGCUGCCUCCGCCCCUGCCAAGGCGUCUCCUAGGAAAGCAGCGGUCCCAGCACCCCCCGGGAAGGCAGGACCUUCAGCUGCCCAGGCCAAGGCAGGGAAGCCAGAGGAGGACUCGGAGAGCAGCAGCGAGGAAUCAGAUAGUGAGGAGGAGGCGCCAGCUGCCAAGACCCCGCCUCAGGUGAAGGCCAAGGGGAAAGCCCCGCAGGUCAAAGCUGCCUCGGCCCCUGCCAAGGCGUCCCCCAGGAAAGGGGCUGUCCCUGCACCCCCCGGGAAGGCAGGGCCUGCAACUCCCCAGGCCAAGGCAGGGAGGCCAGAGGAGGACUCGGAGAGCAGCAGUGAGGAAUCGGACAGUGAGGAGGAGGCGCCAGCUGCCAAGACGGCACUUCAGGUGAAGACCUCGGGGAAAACCCCGCAGGUCAAAGCUGCCUCAGCCCCUGCCAAGGCGUCCCCCAGGAAAGGGGCUGUCCCUGCACUCCCUGGGAAGGCAGGGCCUGCAACUGCCCAGGCCAAGGCAGGGAGGCCAGAGGAGGACUCGGAGAACAGCAGUGAGGAAUCGGACAGUGAGGAGGAAGUGCCAGCAGUGGUACCUGUAACCUCAAACCUGGCUCAGGCAAAGCCCUUGGGGAAAAACUCCCCGGGCAGAGCCACCUCAGCCACAGUACCCUCUGGGAAAGGCGCUGUCCCAGCACCCCCUGGGAAGACAGGGUCUGCAGCCACUUUGGCUCAGGCCCAGAAGCAGGAGGACUCGGAAAGCAGCAGCGAGGAGUCAGACAGCGAAGAGGAGGCACCUGCAGCCACGACUCCAGCCCAGGCCAAACCAGCUAUGAAAACUCAGACCAAGGCCUCCCCGAGGAAGGGCACUCCCAUUACCCCUGCAUCUGCCAAGGUCCCCCCAGUGCGACUGGGCACAGCGACUUCGCCAGCUUGCACAUCCCCAGCUGUGGCCAGGGGUACCCAGAGGCCGGGGGAGGAUUCUUCAAGCAGCGAGGAAUCAGAGAGUGAGGAGGAGGCAGCUCCUGCCACAGCAAGGCCACAGGCUAAGUCUGUGGGGGAAAAUCUCCCAGUGAAAGCUGCCUCAGGGCAAGGGACCGCCCUAGGACUCCUUGGGAAGGCAGGGCCCAUGUUGGCCCAGGUCAAACCUAAGACACACGAAGACUCAGAGAGCAGUGAGGAAGACUCAGACAGUGACGAGGCUCCCGCAGCUCCAACACAGGUGAAGACCUCAGUGAAAACCCCUCCGAGCAAAGCCCACCCCACUCCCGCCAGAGCAGCUUCAGCCAAAGGGGCAGCGUCAGCUCCCGGGAAAGUGGUCACUGCAGCUGCUCAAGCCAAACACGGAUCCCCGGCCAAGGCGAAGCUGCCAGUGAAAACCCCCCAGAGCAGCGCCAUCUCGGUGAGGGGCCAGGUGUCUGUGCCAGCUGUGGGGAAGGCAGCAGCCCCAGCAGCCCAGGCCCCAGGGCCGGUUGAGGACGACUCAGAGAGCAGCAGUGAGGAAGAGACGGACAUCGAGGGGGAGGCACCUCCUCCGGCAAAGCCCUCAGGGAAGACCACCCAGGUCAGAACUGCCUCGGCCCCUCCCAAGGGGUCCCCCAGGAAAGGGGCUGCCCCACCACCCCCUGGGAAGACAGGCCCCAUGGUCGCUCAGGCUAGGAAAAAAGAGGACUCUGAGAGCAGCAGCGAGGAGGAGUCGGACAGCGACGGGGAGGCACCAGCAGCCGUGACCCCAGCUCAGGUGAUUAAAACCCCUCUGAUUUUUGUCGACCCUAAUCGUAGUCCAGCUGGUCAGGCUGCUACCCCUGUGCCCACCCAGGCUGCAAGUGCCCCAAAGAAGGCCAGGAGCUCCUCGUCCGAGAGCGAGGAUGAGGAUGUGAUCCCCGCUACACAGUGCUUGACUCCUGCCAUUAAAUCCAACACAGUGACCAUGCCCACGGCCCACCCAAGGACAGCCCUCGGAGCCAGCAGCAGUGAGGUGUCCAGUCGGGUGACAAAAGGCAAGAAGCAGGAGGCACCUGCCACUCAGGUGACAAAGAGGAGCCUGGCUAACCUCCCGCUGACCCAGGCGGCCCUGAAGGUCCUUGCCCAGAAAGCCAGUGAGGCCCAGCCUCCUGCUGCCAGAACCCUGUCUUCAAGUAGGAUCGACGGUGCCCUACGCUCACUCCCUGUGGCGAGCCCCAAGAGCUCCCCCGUGAAAGCAGGCGUGACCAACCAGGUCAGAAAGCCCAAGGCUCCUGCAGUCCAGCAGGCCACCGUCCCUCCCUUGGGACGCCCCAAAGCCAAGGCCUCUGGGACCUCAGGUGAUAGCGACAGCAGCAGCAGCAGCUCUUCAGGGAGCGAGGAGGAUGCGAAGAGGCCCCAGGCGGCCCUGCUGGCCCACAGGCUGGGCCCAGUGCCCGCGGGGAGUGAGACCUUGGUGGAGGAAACCCCAGCAGAGUCCAGCGAGGAUGAGGUGGUGGAGUCUUCCCAGUCUCUCCUCUCAGGUCAUGUGCCCCCUGGGCUGACUCCAGCCAAUUCCCAGGCUGCAAAGGCUACUCCCAAGCCAGACCCCGGCCCCUCGGUUUCUUCUGCUUCGGCCACCAAAGAUGCCCUGGGUGGCAAGCGGAAAGUGGAGCCCCCACAAGCACCAGGCACCACGUCCCCUAAGACAGGCCGAAGGGGGGCCAGCACCACACCUCAGAAGCCCGGGAAGGGGGCCGGGAGCCCCGAAGCCUCGACGCUGGCCCUGCACAGCGACAUCGCCCGGCGGCUCCUGAGCGAGCCCUGGCCCCUGAGCGAGGCCCAGGUCCAGGCCUCGGUGGUGAAGGUCCUGGCAGAGCUGCUGGAGCAGGAGAGGAAGAAGGCUGCGGGCUCCGCCAAGGAGGGCAGCAAGAAGAGCCACAAGCGGAAGCUGUCGGGAGAGCAGGCCGCGGCCAGGGCCCCCAGGAGCAAGAAGAAGAAGAAGCUGGCGGCCGGGGGGGGCGGGGAGGGUGCUGUUUCCUCGGAAAAGGCCCCCAGCACUGCCCAGGGGAAGCCUAAGAGAGACACAGCAAGUGGUGGCAGCAAAGAGAAGGACAAGCCAGAAGGGGAGCCAGAGAUGGUGAUGGUUGAGGGUGGAGGCCAAGCCAACCCGAAGAACAAGGAGAAGAAAAAAUCUGACAAGAAAAAAAAAGACAAGGAAAAAAAGGAAAAGAAGAAGAAAGACAAAAAGGCCUCAACCAAAGACCCUGACUCACCAACACGGAAGAAAAAGAAGAAAAAGAAGAAGACAGAGCAGCAGACUGUCUGA
Messenger RNA from Pipistrellus nathusii (Nathusius's pipistrelle), 3810 nucleotides. NCBI's taxonomy places the organism in Eukaryota, Metazoa, Chordata, Mammalia, Chiroptera, Vespertilionidae. The record is from the annotation of a GenBank genome assembly.